This is a messenger RNA of Brienomyrus brachyistius, 1455 nucleotides long. It is a transcript of the gene ube2e3, whose product is annotated as ubiquitin-conjugating enzyme E2E 3 (UBC4/5 homolog, yeast). The transcript has 6 exons. The record is from RefSeq and is a predicted model, not a curated record. The coding region runs from base 238 to 867 and encodes 209 amino acids. Gene Ontology annotation, cellular component: nucleus. Gene Ontology annotation, molecular function: ubiquitin conjugating enzyme activity. Gene Ontology annotation, biological process: protein polyubiquitination. Lineage: Eukaryota; Metazoa; Chordata; Actinopteri; Osteoglossiformes; Mormyridae.
UCCCAUGCCUCGCGGCUCUAUGUCCCGAGACUCGUUCGCCACUCAGCGCCACCUGCCGGCGGCAGCUCGUAACUGUGGCUCUUUCUCUCUCUCUUUUUUUCUUUUUUUUCCUCCUUCCGAUUCUCCAAUGUUCACAGCUCGGCCGGAGCCUGUCGUCCUCCAAGCUUCAUUUCCGACGGGUUUUUAAACACUCCCGACCGCCCCAGGAUCCGCGCGGGACCGCGUUGAAGGAGGAUCAUGUCGAGCGACAGGCAACGAUCGGACGACGAAAGUCCGAGCACCAGCAGCGGCAGUUCGGACGCAGAUCAGCGGGACCCGCCGGCACCCGAACCCGAGGAGCACGAAGAGCGAAAGCCGCCCUCCGCCACUCAGCAACAGAAAAAGAACACGAAGCUGUCCAGCAAAACCACUGCUAAACUGUCCACAAGUGCUAAAAGAAUUCAGAAGGAGCUAGCUGAAAUUACUCUGGAUCCUCCACCCAACUGCAGUGCUGGGCCCAAAGGAGACAACAUUUAUGAAUGGAGGUCCACUAUCCUGGGCCCCCCCGGCUCUGUGUACGAGGGCGGCGUCUUCUUCCUGGACAUCACCUUCUCUUCAGACUACCCCUUCAAACCACCAAAGGUCACGUUCCGCACCAGGAUCUAUCACUGCAACAUCAACAGUCAGGGCGUCAUCUGCCUGGACAUCCUGAAGGACAAUUGGAGCCCCGCCCUCACCAUCUCCAAGGUCCUGCUGUCCAUCUGUUCCCUCCUGACAGACUGCAAUCCUGCGGACCCCCUGGUGGGUAGCAUAGCCACACAGUACCUGACCAACAGAGCGGAGCAUGACAGGAUAGCUCGGCAGUGGACCAAACGAUACGCCACAUAGGCCCCCAGGGGCCCCGCCAACAGCCGGCCCCUCGCGUGAAGAGCCUGGAGGCGACUUCACCGCGUGCAGCAAAUCUUUAUAGCCUUUACAAUACGGACUUCUGUGUACAUGUUAUACUGGUUCUGCUCUGUGCUUUUACCUCAUGAAGACUGAGACGGGAGCGCCUCGCAGGUAAAUGCUACUCGAGUAGAAUUUUGUAGCUGUAGAUUUAGUUAUGUUUAAAUGCCUACUUGCAAGUCUUGCUUCUUUUGGGAUAUAAAAAUGUAUUUUGUGAUGUAAUAAGGGAAACUGUUCCUAAAGUCAACCAAAUAUUAUGGUGCAUUUUAGCCUAAUCCAUUAUCUGUAUGAAGUUAAGGAGAAAAUAAAAAAAAAACACAAAAAAAAAAAAACUAGCUGUAGAUGAUUAGGAAUUAUGUCAUUUAUAUGAAACCCAGAUCCAUUUCCAGUUGUGUGGUACAUGCUAUUGUGAACUCUGUUUUACCUUUGUCAGUUUGUAACGAAGAGAUUUCAUCGAACCUUUUGUAGUUCAGCGAAGGUGAACCGUCACUGUAACAUCACCAAACACAAUAAACUUGUUCCCCAAGGUGA